This is a messenger RNA of Melospiza georgiana, 1794 nucleotides long. Its product is annotated as interleukin-1 receptor-like 1. The transcript has 10 exons. Bases 4 to 1614 code for a protein of 536 amino acids. The record is from RefSeq and is a predicted model, not a curated record. Gene Ontology annotation, biological process: signal transduction. Gene Ontology annotation, molecular function: interleukin-33 receptor activity; interleukin-33 binding; interleukin-1 receptor activity. Lineage: Eukaryota; Metazoa; Chordata; Aves; Passeriformes; Passerellidae.
AAUAUGAUGAAGCUUAUAGAUUUGAUCCUCCUAUCUACCUUCCUCUCAGUUUCCAUGACAUCUGAAACAUUUGAUGCUAUGGAAGGUGAGGCCUUUGUUAUAAAAGGUCCCAAAUGGAGUUCAUCAGUGAACAUCACCUGGUAUCGCACGGACACUCACACAAGAAUUCCUGCCGAAGAGAAGGGAUCACGAGUGUUUUCCAUGGAACGAUUUCUUUGGUUUCUGCCAACUUCUAGAGAGGAUUCUGGAAACUACACUUGUGUAACACAUUUUUUAAGUAAUCGCACGAAGUCGUACAACGUGAGUGUGCAAGUGCAUUCAUACAAGCCAGGACAAUGUUUCCCAAGUCGGAUUCGUUACCCAAAUGACACUCAAACAGGAAGAGUUGUUUGUCCUACCAUUGAUAACUAUAAGAAUGCUACCAUUGUCCAGUGGUAUAAGGACUGCAAACCUCUUAAGGGACAGAGAUACUUCAAGAAAGAGAAAUAUAUUUAUAUUGAGAAUCCAAGAAGGGAGGAUGAUGGUUAUUAUACUUGUCAAUUUAUUUAUACCCGUAAAGGAAAUGUGUUUAAUGUAUCAGCAACAAGAAUUUUCAUAAGUGGGGUAAAAUACUCACCUCUACCACCUCAAAUCAUAUUUCCAAAGAAUGAAGAUGUAAUAGAAGCAGAGCUUGGUGCUGCUUUGUCUCUGAAAUGUCGGGCCCGCCUGGGGAUUAACAAACAGCCACUGGCUGCUGUCAGCUGGGAUGUGGAUAACAUCUCAGUGAAAAGACUUGUUUUUUCAAGAUUUCAUAGAGAAACUCAUUUUUUUGAUGAUCAUGAGCAAGUAUACUAUGGAGAGACAACUUUGAAUAUUACUGAAGUAAAAAAGGAGGAUCUGCAGUCAAAUUUCACAUGUAUAGCAUUGAACACACUGUACAGCACAAGAGUCACAGUGACAUUACAACUCAAAGUGCUAUCUAAGGAGGUUCUUCCUAAUGUCCUCCUGAUCACAGGAUCUCUAGUUCUGCUAGGUGCAAUAGCACUCUCAGUGAUCCUUUACCAGUCCUUCCGAGUGGAUAUUGUCCUGCUGUAUCGGGAGAUAUUCCAGCCCUACUCAGUCAAGGAUGAUGGGAAGAUAUAUGAUGCAUAUGUUAUCUACCCCAAAAACCAUGCCAGUGAAGCUAAUUUUGUGGAAUAUUUUGUUUACCAAAUCAUGCCAGAUAUUCUGGAAAAUAAAUGUGGAUAUACAUUGUGUAUUUAUGGGAGAGAUAUAUAUCCUGGAGAAGAUGCAGCCAGUGCAAUUGAGACGAGGAUGCAGAAGAGCAGGAGGCUGAUCAUGCUGCUGACACACCAGCUGGUUAAUUCUAAAGAAGAUGCUUAUGAUCAACACAUUGCUUUAUACAAUGCCCUCAUUCAAAAUGACACCAAGGUGAUCCUUCUGGAAAUGGAGACAAUUGGGAAUUAUGGGAAGCUUCAGGAAUCUCUUAGGUUUCUUAUUAAGCAGCAAGGCACCAUCAAAUGGAAAGAGGAGCACACAGUGCACCCACAGUCACCCAGUUCUAAGUUCUGGAAGCAGGUGAGGUUCCAUAUGCCGCUGGCACGCAGGCCCUCACACGUGGCUGACGCCAGGUGAACAGCAGUGCUGCCCCAUCAGGAUGGACUACAAGCCCACAGCUGUUGGUCCUUUCAGAAAGGAAAGGAAAUGACUGUACUGUCUGAAAGUCUGGCUGUGUUUUUUGAACUUUUUUUCAGUUCUUCUACUGAGUAACGAUGGGGUAAAUUGAUGGAAGAGGUCUAGGAUACUGAGGGGAUA